This is a messenger RNA of Striga asiatica, 1301 nucleotides long. The record is from the annotation of a GenBank genome assembly. NCBI's taxonomy places the organism in Eukaryota, Viridiplantae, Streptophyta, Magnoliopsida, Lamiales, Orobanchaceae.
UUCUACAGGUGACAAUGUCGAGGAUAUAUCUACCGAUUAAAGAGAUUACAGAAGCCACCAACACUUGGACUGCGCUUAUCCAAGUUGUUGAAAGGCCACCCGUUCACCAAAGCAAAAAUGAUUCGACAAUGCAUUAUCGCAGAUACUUAUUCACAGAUGAAGAGGGCACAAAAGUAGCUACAGUUGUUUACAACACUGUCAUUGACGAAUUUGCGCCACCGUUGUUGAUGCCAUACAAAAGGUACUAUGUUUCAGGAGCAAAAGUACGGCCAGAAAUACCACUGUAUCAGGUUGGUGAUUACAAGUACAAAUGUAUUCUGGUUAAAGGUACCAAUGUUGAAGACUAUGAAGAACCCCUGCCUCCACAACUUCCGUGCUCAAUUGAAAUUCAUCCAUUUGCAAUUUUACACAACUAUGCAGAUACAGAGAAUCCCAGAAGCUUGCUUGCAGUUGUUGUUCAUGCUUUUCCAAAAAGGACUGUUGGUGCUAACACAACACGUGAACUGAUCGUUAUCAACGAAGAAAUGAAACCAAUGAUUCUUACACUAUGGAAUCAGUUUGAAAAAGAUGACGGUCCAACACUGACUAAUAACAUUGCAGCAGCUAACAUUGUCCUCGCUAUGAGAAGCCGAGUCACCACAUUCCAUGGAUUGUCGUUGUCGACUAAAGUUGGGACUUGCUUAAUGGUGAAUCCACCUAUACCUGCCGCAGCCGACCUCAAGCAGUGGUACAUUCAGAACAAAAAGAGUGUUGCAAAACUCAUUGAUGAAGAAGCAUAUAAAGAUACAAACAAGUUAUACCCAUGGCCUGAAAUCAAUGAAAUAACUACUGUGCAGAAGGCGGUGACAUCCCUGAAAUAUGGCCAAGACUUAAAAGGCGAAAUUGAAGCGUUGAUGGAAAAGCACAGCGUUAUCUGUUUCAUUAAAUAUACCGAGUCUGCUUACCAUACAAUUCUAAAGCUCUAUACGGUUGACCGCAUGAACACCGAGACAAAUAUGCUUGAAGAACAACUCUCCAAAAAAGACACAGCCAGUUCCUCAUCAACUCAGCUCUUCACCCCAACACUCAAAAAUGUGCUCCAGUCCGUUGCCAUGAAAAUUGAAAAAGAUCCAAGCAUCGGAAAUGCAGAACCACUUGCUAAAAAACGCAUCAACUUUGAAAGCCAACCAACGGCCUCCUCCUCAAUCACAACUGCUACACCAUCAAAACAAGCUUCUCCAAAACCAAGUCAGCCCAAUCUUGAAACACAUAAAGAUCUACCUGCCAGCCCUUCAAAGAAAAGUCGACCCAAAAUGGAUUGA